This is a messenger RNA of Cheilinus undulatus (humphead wrasse), 1438 nucleotides long. Its product is annotated as ras-related protein ralB-B-like. Lineage: Eukaryota; Metazoa; Chordata; Actinopteri; Labriformes; Labridae. Gene Ontology annotation, molecular function: GTPase activity; GTP binding; GDP binding. Bases 156 to 761 code for a protein of 201 amino acids. The record is from RefSeq and is a predicted model, not a curated record. The transcript has 5 exons. Gene Ontology annotation, cellular component: plasma membrane. Gene Ontology annotation, biological process: Ras protein signal transduction.
UGAGUCCGGGUACAAGGUGGGGCAGAGAAUCUCCUGGUCAAGUUGUAAAAGUUGAGUGUCUGUCCGUGUAUGGCGAAUUACCGGCAAACUUGAAGAAAACACGUUAGCGGUAGUCGAGUGGAUUAAGGCAGAGCUGAGAGCGUCUGACCAGGGUCAUGGCUUCGGGUAAGAACAAGAACCAGACGUCCCUGGCUCUCCAUAAGGUGAUCAUGGUGGGCAGUGGAGGAGUGGGGAAGUCCGCCCUCACCCUGCAGUUCAUGUACGACGAGUUCGUGGAGGACUACGAGCCCACCAAGGCUGACAGCUACAGGAAGAAGGUGGUGCUGGAUGGCGAGGACGUGCAGAUCGACAUCCUGGACACGGCGGGUCAGGAGGACUACGCCGCCAUCAGAGACAACUACUUCAGGAGCGGGGAGGGCUUCCUGCUCGUCUUCUCCAUCACUGAGCACGAGUCCUUCACCGCCACCUCCGAGUUCAGGGAGCAGAUCCUGAGGGUGAAGGAGGAGGAGGGGAUCCCUCUCCUCGUCGUGGGGAACAAGUCUGACCUGGAGGAACGGCGGCAGGUUUCUGCAGACGAGGCCACGGGGAAGGCCAGUGAGUGGGGGGUCCAGUAUGUGGAGACCUCGGCGAAGACGAGAGCAAACGUGGACAAGGUUUUCUUCGACCUCAUGCGCGAGGUCCGCAAGAAGAAAAUGGCGGAGAGCAAAGACAAAAACGGACCGAGCGGCAAGAAGAAGAAAAAGCGCUGCUGCAUACUUUAACCCUCAGACGAUCCAGCCGAGGCGACAAACGUGCCAAAACCAAAAAAAAGAAUCUAAAGAAGCGGUCGGACAGACUGAACCAAUCAGGUGGCGGCUUCUAGCCUCUCUGCCUGACUGACAGCUGCAGUGUUUCUACAUCGACUCUCUCUGGAGCCAAACGCCCGGGCUUUUCCUUUAAUCCCAAACUCGUGUAUAAACCAACAUUUAAAGAACCCAGUUAGUCUGAGAAAUCUCACUUCUGUUCUCGUUUGAUUCUGUAAUCCUGCUUCCUCUUCACGCACAGAUCCUGAAGCCUCCACGCCUCCUGGUCUGGUUUUAGUCUGCAGAUUUAGCAUCAGUGAGUCCACAAAGAUGGAGGUUCAGGUCAGCCCUGAACCAGGACUGAGGCGUUUCUGAACUUUCUGACAAUCUCGACUCUUUGCCUGUAAAUCCCAGAAGCACCGUCGUCACUCCGAUGUUCCAGUGUUGAUAUUUGUGCCUUAGACCGCCUUCAUGCUCUCUGCCCUGUAAAUCUGAGUCUGAGAACUUUAACUAUUGUCUGUUUGGAGUAUUUUCACACAUUCCUGAUUGAUCAUUUACACUUCCACACUCCUUUUGUAUGAAAGCUUUACCCCCACCCUAAAAACAAACAGUAUAAUUUAUAAUCAAGCUGAAUUAAAGGGACUCUGUGUACGUCA